Messenger RNA from Lentinula edodes (shiitake mushroom), 2742 nucleotides. Its product is annotated as U3 small nucleolar RNA-associated protein. The record is from RefSeq and is a predicted model, not a curated record. Gene Ontology annotation, cellular component: nucleolus; small-subunit processome; 90S preribosome. The transcript has 6 exons. Gene Ontology annotation, biological process: endonucleolytic cleavage to generate mature 5'-end of SSU-rRNA from (SSU-rRNA, 5.8S rRNA, LSU-rRNA); endonucleolytic cleavage in 5'-ETS of tricistronic rRNA transcript (SSU-rRNA, 5.8S rRNA, LSU-rRNA). NCBI's taxonomy places the organism in Eukaryota, Fungi, Basidiomycota, Agaricomycetes, Agaricales, Omphalotaceae. Gene Ontology annotation, molecular function: U3 snoRNA binding; protein binding. Bases 1 to 2742 code for a protein of 913 amino acids.
AUGGCGGUACCAACUAGUCGUCCUAAAUUGCGAACCACAUUCAAGAAUGCGCGUAAAAUCUCUCCUCUUUAUACGUCUGGGCCUGUUGCGGUGACUUCGGAUGGGCAGAAAAUUGUGACUUGUGUCGGGGAAGAAAUUUUGCUAACAGAUGUGACUUCCGGCGCUGAAAUAUGUCGGUUUUUGGGUGACACCCAAGCCAUUAGUUCUCUCUGUAUAACACCAUCAUCAAGCCAUCUGUUAGUCUUUACUUCCUCCCUUUCACUUCGCAUAUUCGAACUCCCAAAAUCUAUCAAACCAUCUUCUCAUUCGAUAUCGCCCGUCCGCGUUGUUGCCCGUGCACACGAUGCUCCAAUUCACGUUUGCGAAUCCGACCCAACUUCUACAUAUCUUGCCUCAGGCUCAGCAGACGGCGUGGUGAAGGUCUGGGAUAUCUUACGUGGGUUCAUCACUCAUGUCUUCAAGGGCCACGGCGGUGUCGUCAGUGCUCUCAAAUUCAACUAUCCUCAACAUUCGGAUUCAUUGAGACAGCAAAACUCGAUGCAGUUGGUAACCGCUUCAGUCGAUACUCGCAUCAGGAUAUUCGAGCUCAGCCAGAACAGAAUUGGGGGGCUCAAGCCUAUUUCUGUUUUAGAAGGACAUUCUUCAGUCCCUCGAGGCUUGGACGUUUCGUCUGACGGCCGUUGGUUGGUCAGCGGAGGACGAGAUUCUGUGGUUCUCGUAUGGGAUCUAUCUCCUCUUUCUAGCGCAAGCACAACAGAGUCGAGUAAAAAAGGAAAAAAUAAAGCUUCCGUUCCCAAGUUGGUCAAAACCCUUCCCAUUCUUGAGCGCGUCGAAGCAUUGGGGUUGUUACUCUCAGAUGAGGAAUCGUCUUCGUCCGCCGUAGGUUUAAAUGACUUGAGAUUUUUCACCGGAGGAGAAUCAGGGUUAAUCAAAAUUUGGGAAGCGAAAGAGGGUACUACUCUUUUCAGUCUUGGUGAUGAACAAACAAGAAUAUCAGAUGAUUCCGAAGAGCAACGACAGAUUGUACAAGGAAUCUAUCUUCCACAGACAUCAACCGUAGUAUCGGUUCAUGCAGAUCAGAACAUCCUCUUCCAUUCCCUUUCCACUCGUCAACUUUCCCGCCAAUUAAUCGGUUUCAAUGAUGAAAUCGUCGAUGUCACUUUCCUAUCCCCCGCUCUAGCUUCGUCAUCUCAAGGUCUUCGCGACACGCAUCUUGCACUGGCAACAAAUUCAUCUCUGAUAAGGGUCUACUCUUCGAAAACCCUUGAUGCUCGAUUACUCGAAGGGCACACCGAUAUCGUCUUGGCUCUCGAUCAUGGUGCAGACGGGCGAGUGCUUGCCAGCGGAAGUAAAGACCGCUCUGCAAGAAUAUGGGCACCCAAUCUCUCCACGGAUGAAGAUUCUGAUUGGGGGUACCACUGUGUCGCAAUAUGUGAAGGGCACGGCGAAAGCGUAGGAGCCGUAGCCAUGUCCCGCAAAGCUUCCGUCGACGGGAACGGAACUCCGUCUCCUGCUUUCAUGUUUACUGGAAGCCAGGACCGUACAAUAAAAAUGUGGGAUCUCUCCGAAAUCGAUUUUUACUCCCAGGCACAUGACGGUGAUCCAAGUCGAUGUAAAAGCUUAAUGACAUUGAAGGCUCACGACAAAGAUAUCAAUUCGCUUGACGUCGCCCCCAAUGAUCGUUUACUUGUGUCUGGUUCCCAAGAUCGCACUGCCAAAAUAUAUUCAAUCAGUUACAACAAUAGCUCACAAAAGUCCGUCUCUGGAACCAUAACGUUGCUCGGCGUGUGCAAGGGACAUAAACGAGGGGUCUGGACUGUGCGUUUUGGGAAGGAAGAACGUGUAUUGGCUACCGGAAGCGGAGACAAGACGGUGAAGUUGUGGAAUAUAGAUGACUUCUCAUGUGUGAAGACAUUCGAGGGACACACCAAUUCGGUUCUUCGGGUAGAGUUUCUGAAUGCUGGGAUGCAAAUGGUGAGCUCGGCCUCCGAUGGCCUAGUAAAAAUAUGGAAUGUUCGAGAGGAAGAGUGCACGGCGACGUUGGAUAAUCACGAAGACAAGGUUUGGGCUCUUGCUAUCAGCGCGGAUGAAAAGACCAUUAUAUCCGGAGCAGCUGACUCUGUCGUAACGUUCUGGGAAGAUUGCACUGAAGAACAAGAGCAGGAGAAGGAACUUGAACGGGAAGAGAUGGUUCUGAAGGAGCAAGAUUACCACAACUACCUGUCCCUGAAUGACUACCGUAAAGCCAUCCAGCUUGCUUUGGCCAUGCAACAGCCUGGACGACUUCUUUCGCUGUUCCGAGACAUUGGCUCACACGAUCCGGAAUCCCUGUCAUUAUCUGGCGAUCCAGCUGUCGACGAGGUCCUGCGAACUCUUUCUGGGUCUGAUCUCACUCGCUUGUUACGGUACACACGCGAUUGGAAUGCAAAUGCGAAAACCAGCGAGGUAGCACAGAGAGUUCUGUUUGCGAUAUUCAAACUGCGUACGGCCGAAGACGUUAUGAAAACGUUCACAGACGAAGUAGUCGAACUUUCGCUAGUGAGUGGGGAGUUGGCGGAUUCUUCUGCGAACAUCAAGAGCGGGAAUGCGUUAAAGGAAUUGAUUGACUCGCUCGUACCGUAUACGGAACGGCAUCUGACGAGAAUGGACAAACUGUUACAGGAGAGUUAUACGGUGGAUUAUAUUCUAGGAGAGAUGGACAACGUCAUGUUCGAUGAUGACGGGGAUCUGGAUAUGAGUUAA